AUGGGCGAGCUCGGCAUCACAGACGGCAUCCCCAUCCCCAAGACCGACGUCUCCAUGCCGAGACUCGGCUUCGGCGUCUACCAGCUCUACGGCGACGCCUGCCAAAAAGCCGUCCUCGCCGCCAUCGACGCCGGCUUCCGCCAUGUCGACUCGGCCCAGAUGUACCGCAACGAGUCCGACGUCGCCGCCGCCGUCGAGCAGUCGCCCCUGCGCCGCCAGGACGUCUUUCUCACCACAAAGAUACACACGGCCACGAGCACGCCCGAGAGCACGUACCAGAACGCCCUCGACAGCGUCAACAAGAUUGGCGGCCCUGGCGGAUACGUCGACCUCUUCCUCAUCCAUGUUCCCGGGUCCAGUCGCGAGGCCAGAGAGCAGCUGUGGAAGGCCCUGGAGAGGCUCCAUGACGAGGGCAAGGCCAAGGCCAUUGGCGUCAGCAACUUUCGCAUCCAGCACCUCGAGGAGAUGAAGGAGUACGCCCGCGUCUGGCCGCCCCAUGUGAACCAGCUCGAGCUCCAUCCCUGGUGCCAGCACCGCGAGCUCGCCCAGUUCUGCCGCGACAACAGCAUCAUCCUGCAAGCCUACUCCCCCCUCUCCUGCGGCGAGAACCUUGACGACAAGACGCUGGGCGCCGUCGCCGCCAAGCACGCCAGGUCCCCCGCCCAGGUCUUGAUCCGCUACGGCCUGCAAAAGGACUGGGUCCCGCUGCCCAAGAGCGGCACCCCGGACCGCAUCAAGCAAAACGCCGCCGUCUUCGACUUCGCCCUCGACCAAGACGACAUGAAGAAGCUCGACGCCCUCGACAAGGGCACCACGGGGGCCCUGUUUCCUGCCAACUUGAAGUGA
Messenger RNA from Hirsutella rhossiliensis, 846 nucleotides. Its product is annotated as aldo/keto reductase family domain-containing protein. Gene Ontology annotation, molecular function: oxidoreductase activity. The transcript is spliced from 2 exons. Lineage: Eukaryota; Fungi; Ascomycota; Sordariomycetes; Hypocreales; Ophiocordycipitaceae. The coding region runs from base 1 to 846 and encodes 281 amino acids. The record is from RefSeq and is a predicted model, not a curated record.